AUGAGCUCAUCGUCAGAAGGCAUGGAGGACAUCGAAAGGCUGAAGCCGAAGCGAACUGCACAGCGAGGGCGGAACACAAAAAUAAUCAACGAGGUGAGUUCCGCUCUUCAGAAAACUGACGUAACUGUAGAAGAGCUGACCGUUCUGAUAGAACGAUUAACGGCCAGCAACAAGAGGUUAGAGAAGAUAAAUGAGGAGAUAGAUCCACAAAUACCGAGCGCUGAGAUAGAGGAAGAAUAUUCCGUGAUCGCGGAGUACGAAGAUCAAGCUCUCAGCGCACUUGCUCGAUUGAAGUGUGCGAUCAACAAGCUAAAUGCCGGACAUAUAGCGACUGCUGCGCAAAAUGUAACUGAAGCAGGUGAAGAAUCCGGUGCAACUCCUAUGGUGACCAGCAAUAUACGUGCCGCGCUAUCCACAGGCACGGGGCGUAUAAAGCUCCAGAAACUGGACCUAUACAAGUUCGAUGGGGACCUGCUUUCCUGGCAACCGUUCUGGGAGCAGUACUGCAGCGCCGUUCACGAUAACCCGAACUUGUCCCCGUCAGAGAAAUUCCACUAUCUCAGAUCUCGGUUGACGGGACAAGCUGCAGCGGCGGUGUCAGGCCUGCAAACUGCAGAAGCCUGUUACAACGACGCAGUUGAGAUUCUGAUGAAACGGUUCGGUGACAAGAAACGAAUAGAGCAGCAUCUAAACUCCGACUGCUGA
This is a messenger RNA of Ornithodoros turicata, 705 nucleotides long. RefSeq lists its product as uncharacterized. The record is from RefSeq and is a predicted model, not a curated record. NCBI's taxonomy places the organism in Eukaryota, Metazoa, Arthropoda, Arachnida, Ixodida, Argasidae. The coding region runs from base 1 to 705 and encodes 234 amino acids. The transcript has a single exon.